AUGCGCCUCUUUUCCACGACGCUCCUUGCGCUGGCGGCAGCGGUCGCGGCCGUCUGCCCCGACCCGGAGCUCAAGUCGCAAUCGCCGAUCGACUUGCCCAAGCUCGAGCCGACGCCCAACACGCAGAACGUGACGAUGGCCUUUACCAACGCAGCGAACGGCGUCAUGAUCAACGAAGGCGACACCAUCAAGGUCAAGUGGGACGGCGGCAAGGACGCGACGUUCGCCCUCAACGCCAAGGCGUACAAGACGGCGCAAUUCCACUUCCACGCGCCCAGCGAGCACACGGUGCGCGGCUACAAGUACCCGUUCGAGAUGCACAUUGUGCACCAAGCCGACGACAAAUCGCUCGCGGUCAUUGGCAUCCUCUUUGAGGAGGGCCCGGACGAGAAUGCAUUCCUCAAGAGUUUCUGGCCCUCGAUCAAGGACCUCGGCGGCGUGCACUCGAACGUGUCGGUGGCCAACGUGAACGCGGCGCCGCUCAAGCUCACGUCGGCCUCGAGUGUGUACCGCUACUCGGGAUCCCUGACGACGCCGCCGUACACGGAGGGCGUCGAGUGGACGGUGGUCACGGCCGUGCAAACCAUGUCCAAGGCGCAGCUGCAAAUGUACAAGGACAAGAUCCACGAAGACGGCGCGCGCCCGGUGCAGCCACUCUUUGGCCGCAAGAUCACGCUCUUUCAGUCGCCGUAAUUCUGUCCUUUAUAACAAAUUUCUGUCUUUGUCGAA
Molecule: messenger RNA, 729 nt
Organism: Saprolegnia parasitica CBS 223.65
Lineage: Eukaryota; Oomycota; Saprolegniomycetes; Saprolegniales; Saprolegniaceae
Exons: 1
Coding region: 1-693 (230 amino acids)
Molecular function (GO): carbonate dehydratase activity; zinc ion binding
Source: RefSeq, a predicted model, not a curated record